AUGCAGUUCUCCCUUGCCAUCGCCGCCUCCGUGCUGGCCGCCACCGCCUCGGCUGCUCCCGCCGCCGUCUCAGGCACAAACACCAACGGCUCCAUCUUCAUGUUCGGAGACCCAGCUCCCGCUCGCAACCUUCUCUACAACUUUGGUGCUUGCGGCAUCAGCACCUACUUCCCUGGCCAGGUCCCCGACGACAUGCCCCUGGUUGCCAUGCCCGCCAACAUCUUCGACCAGUUCGGCUUUGCUCAGCACAACACUCUCUGUGCCAAGAUCAUCACCCUCACCCGAAACGGUGUUACUCGCCAGGCUGCUAUUGCGGACCGCAACCUCAGCAACACCAACUCCAUCGACAUGACCCUUGAUCUGUGGGAGGCCUUUGGUGGACACGACAACGACGGCAGUAUCAUUCCGGGCUUCAGCUACGUCAUUAACAACUAA
Messenger RNA from Trichoderma aggressivum f. europaeum, 435 nucleotides. RefSeq lists its product as uncharacterized. The transcript has a single exon. Lineage: Eukaryota; Fungi; Ascomycota; Sordariomycetes; Hypocreales; Hypocreaceae. The coding region runs from base 1 to 435 and encodes 144 amino acids. The record is from RefSeq and is a predicted model, not a curated record.